Cotesia glomerata is the source of this 437-nucleotide messenger RNA. Its product is annotated as immediate early response 3-interacting protein 1. Bases 90 to 338 code for a protein of 82 amino acids. The transcript has 3 exons. Gene Ontology annotation, cellular component: endoplasmic reticulum membrane; COPII-coated ER to Golgi transport vesicle; Golgi membrane. Gene Ontology annotation, biological process: endoplasmic reticulum to Golgi vesicle-mediated transport. Lineage: Eukaryota; Metazoa; Arthropoda; Insecta; Hymenoptera; Braconidae. The record is from RefSeq and is a predicted model, not a curated record.
UUGUUUAAUGAACAGAUUUUGUUUUCAAAUUUGCAAUUCUUAAUAGUCCUUUGUAAUAAUAUUAGAAAUAAUUAGAAAUAAACAUAAAUAUGGCCUUUACUUUAUGGACGUUAUUCGAAGCAACUCUCUUAUGUUUAAAUGCCGUCUGUGUCUUACAUGAAGAAAGAUUUUUGAAUAAAAUUGGUUGGGGAGCGCAACAAGAUAUCAGAGGCUUCGGAGAACCACCAACAAUUAAAUCUCAAAUGCUCAAUCUUAUCAGAUCCAUCAGAACUGUGGCAAGAAUACCAUUAAUAUUUCUCAACAUAAUAGUGAUGAUCUUUAAAUUAGUAGUUGGAUAAAUGGCUACACGAAAAGCAGCUUGUACAUAAAUUUAUUAAAAUAAUCAUCAAUAAAAAUAAAAAUUAAUUUUUUAUAUCAAAGUCUGAUGAAAUAAAUAA